AUGCCUCUUUUUGGAUCCCAUCGCGAGCCUUCGCCAGAGGUACACGUACCGGAGCGAGAGAUCCACGAACCCAAGAAACAUGGACUCUUCCACCGUCGCGACGACGUUCGUGAUGUACCUGUAGAAACCACGGAGCAUCCUGCACGCAAACAUAGUCUCUUCCACCGCCGCGAUCACUCCCCCACCGGCACUGCGACAAAUAGAACCAUGUCUGCCAGAAGCUCUACGUCCUCGUCUGGGUCGUCGUUGAAUCACCGCCCCCGACGUGGAGGCAGCCUGCUGCACAAGGCUAUGGGCCGGAACAGCGAGGACGUAGACCCGAGCAUUCUACAGGCUCGCGAGAGGGUCAUGGAUGCGGAAGAGGCUGAAGAGCAGGCAGAUAGGGCACCAUAG
Messenger RNA from Pochonia chlamydosporia 170, 393 nucleotides. RefSeq lists its product as hypothetical. The transcript has a single exon. NCBI's taxonomy places the organism in Eukaryota, Fungi, Ascomycota, Sordariomycetes, Hypocreales, Clavicipitaceae. The record is from RefSeq and is a predicted model, not a curated record. The coding region runs from base 1 to 393 and encodes 130 amino acids.